AUGGCCAUCUUCUCAAACCCGUUGCGGUCUCGCGAGAACCGCACUGGUAAAUUACCAAAGUAUGAGCAGCUGAGUCCUCUACGAGCAAAGGAGCGCCCCUCCAACGACGACGACUACUACUCCUCCGACGAUGAAUCGGAAGACUACUCUACUACGUCCUCGCCUAGUGCGCGGAGUUCAAGACAUACCUCGGCCUCGCUCUCGAGCGCAGCAAUGAUGCUCCCCAAACGGGCCCUCGCGACUGCCCGCCGCCCGCGCACCCAUCUUUACCGGCUUCCCAAUCGCAUCAUUCGUUACCUCUGUUUUGGACUGGUCGCCUUUAUUGUCCUCAUGAUCAUGUCUCUGGUACGCGCGAGUCACGUCGAGAACAAGAUGAUUAUGGAGGGUAAAGUGGAAAAGAAACCGGAUCCUCCACCGGUGUGGGAGUCUUUCGGGUUUCUCCAAAGAUAUUACGGUGGCGUCAGGUCUAUCGUCCCUCCUUCCAAGUACAUUCCCUCCUACCCUCGCUCCCAGGAUGAGCUUUCUCUGGACCUGCUCGACAUCAACACUACGGCCACUGCGACGAGCGAAGACGGGAAGGACGAUGCCGUGAGACGAGCUGUCCCCAAGAGCAAGAACAUCUUGGAGCAUCCGGGCUCUAUUUUCGUCACCAAGCCGGAGAAGAUGAACGAGUGCUUCAUUGACAAGGACAACAAGGUUCGCGUUCCGCCAAUUCGGUAUCUUGAGGGUCGGCCCCAAGGAUUCCCCCAGCACGCCGAAGGCUCUUACGAGCUCCUAGGCCUGCCCGAAGAUAUUUGCUAUGAACGUUUCGGACGUUACGCGCCUUACGGUUUUGGAUACUCUGUCCCUGCUGGAGGCCUGGGAAUCGGUGAGCAUGGCGAAAACGAAGGCUCCGAAGACGUGUGGGAAACGACGCCCAAGGUCGACUGGCGCCAAGUCGACUGGGCCGAUGCCCAGCGCCGCUGUUACCAGGCCAAUAACAACAGGUUUAAACCGAUGCCUCCCAAGACCCCCUCUGGUCGUGGCUUCUUUGUCGAUGAGCCUACCCAGAAUGCGACACUUGCCACGCGCGAUCCCCUCGAGAACCUGGAGCCAAUCGCCAAACCUGCCCAAGAUGACCAGAACACUGGCCAGGAACAAAAGACUGAAAAGGAAAAGACUGGUCGCACCGCUGUCGUGAUUCGCGUUUGGGACGAGUACGACUGGCGCGAAGAGGACAUCAUGAAUGUCCGUUCAGUCAUUGCGGAGCUUUCGUUAGCCUCGGGUGGACGCUACGAUGUCCAUCUACUGGUCCAGGUCAAGAACGAUGCAGCAUACCCGGUUUGGGCCGAUCAUGAGGUUUAUGAGCGCCGCAUUAGAGAGCGCAUUCCUGAGGAGCUCCGAGGCCUGGUUACGCUCUGGACCGAGACUCAGAUGCUAUCUCUGUACCAGGGCAUCUUCGACCUCUUCACCCGUGGCCCUGACCUGCCUGUCCACGGAGUGUACCGCGGCCUUACCAUGGCCAUGCAAUACUUUGCCUACGAACACCCUGAGUAUGACUUCUAUUGGUCCUGGGAGAUGGAUAUCCGCUACACCGGCCACUACUACGACCUGUUCUCCAAGAUUGAGAACUGGGGCAAGGAGCAGCCGCGGAAGGGACUUUGGGAACGCAACGCCCGCUUCUACAUACCCAGCGUUCAUGGCUCAUGGGAGGAUUUCAGACAGAUGGCUCGCGUCCAAUCCGAGAUGGGUACCGAUGGCCCCGACAACGUUUGGAAGAACAUUCCUGGCGCAAACAAGAACAAGGAGGACAAGAACCCCGCCAAGAUCUCCAGAGGGGAGAAGACCAUCUGGGGACCUGAGCGCCCCACCAGCAAAGAUGACUGGUUUGAAAUCGAGAACGACCCCAAGCCUCCUACCACGUACGAGAAGGAUAAGUACACCUGGGGCGUUGGCGAGGAGGCCGACUACAUUGCCUUCAACCCCAUCUUCGAUCCCGAGGGAACUACCUGGCUGCUGUCAGAGGAUAUCACGGGAUACAACAAGAACAACCGAGACGAGCCUCUGCCGCCUAGGAGAGCGCACAUCAUUACAGCAUCUCGUAUGUCUCGUCGUCUUCUCAUGACAAUGCAUCGGGAAACUGCUUUUAAGAAGCACUUCGCAUUUCCCGAAAUGUGGCCCGUAACCGUUGCUUUUCAGCACGGAUACAAGGCUGUUUUCGCACCUCAUCCCAUGUACGUCGACCGAGAAUGGCCUACCGAGUACCUGGCUCAGGUCCUCAAUGGCGGCAAGAACGGCGCCAGCGGCGGCUCCCGCACUGCUGUCUUCGGCCAGCGGGAGCACAAUCUCCGUGGUCUGACCUGGUUCUACAACUCGGGUUUCGCCCCGAACUUGUACCGCCGAUGGCUAGGCCUCAAGGUCAACAACGACGGCGGCGAGGAGUUCGAAAAGACGGAAGACCUGAGUAAGGACGGCUCUUCCGUUGGCCAGAUGCGUGGCGGCGAGGGCCGGAUGUGCCUGCCGCCCAUGCUGAUCCAUCCCGUAAAGGGAGUUGAGAUUCCGGUGGAGAAGAUCCCCGAAGAGGCGAAGGACAACGUUCCUGAAUCUGACCCGAAUGCCUAA
Molecule: messenger RNA, 2601 nt
Organism: Colletotrichum navitas
Lineage: Eukaryota; Fungi; Ascomycota; Sordariomycetes; Glomerellales; Glomerellaceae
Exons: 1
Coding region: 1-2601 (866 amino acids)
Source: RefSeq, a predicted model, not a curated record